GAACCGGUUGUGUCAAAAAAACAACAACAACAGCAAAGGUGACUGAGCAGGUUGGACGAUAUCGCCCAGUCACGUGAAUCCGUGCGUUCGCCCAAGAUCCACGCAGAGAAAGACGAAUGCCACGGAAGCCCGAGAGAGAAACAAAGCGACCGAGUGGACAGGACGCUAAAGAAGGGGGCAAGGGGGGGGGAAGGACCCCGAAGAGAAACGGACAAAGCGCCAGCCGGAUCGAAGGAGUGACGCGAUGCCUCCGCCCCGGCCGGUCCCCAAACCGAGAGCCCGCUACGCGAGGGACAACCUGGGCUCCGCCUCCUCGCCGGACGGCCAGUCGGCAAAUCAGACGCGUUUCGACGGAGAUCAGUUUGGCACGGAUGAAGACGCCGGGUCGCCUGUCGACGUUCCAUACGGGGUCGCGGCCGUCGGCGGCUCGGCCUCCGGCCCGACCCCCUCGUCUCCCCCAUCCGUACACAGCAUUGCUAGCGACAUUGCUAAGCGCAUCCCCAGCUUAGCCGGGGCGGCGAGCGCCAUCUCCCACCCCGCCGCCGCGCCUACGCGAAGCUCCUCCGGCACGCCGCCCGCUAACUUGGCCGCCGUCGUGAGCUCCCUGUCAAACGUACCCAGCUUAGCGGGUAUGCUGAGCCUGGCGGCGAACCCGCCGUCCCAAUCUGCCAAAGCCAUCCGUCCUUCGACAUCCGACGAUGCCAUCGUCGCGGACUCGCCGGCACCAGCGGAGGGCCAGGCAGGACUCGCGGGACUGGGUCACGAGGAAGAGGACGACGAUCUCUACAUCACCGUGUUGGAAAGUUGGGAGGACGACGCGGAUUCCGACUCGUCCAAUGAGGAGGACCUGUACCAAAACUGGCCCGGCUCCUCGCCGGCGAACGGUCCCAUGAGAGGGGACCUCGUUGACAGCCUGCUCAACGGCGCCAACCGCUCGCCGAGCGCGACGCCUCCUCGGCCGGCCGCGCCGCCCCCUUUCCAGGUGGCCCAAUCGGCCAAGAGCAGGAAGCCUUCCAAAGCAAAGACGCCAAGCGCGGCAACCAUCCGAGUGUCGAGAAAGAAAGGACACGGCCCGCCCGCCGACCCGCAGAGCGCGGUGGUCCGAGCAAGCUGGUUGGACGUCUGGAAAGGCUUCAGACACAACGUCUUUUGGGCCACGCUGGACGGGCAGUUGAUGUCUCUGUGGAAAAAACGCACGGACCAGUUCAGCGAGGUUCUCUUCCACGUGUCCAGCAUCACAAACGUGAAGAAACUGGAGAGGGGAAGAUUCUCCGUCUAUUUCAAGAAGAAGCAUUACGACUUCAUGGCCCACAGCGACGACGUUCGGGACGGCUGGGUGCAGUCUCUGCUGGCGUCCCGGGGCCAGCCGGGCCCCGCCGCCCCGGACCUCCACGGGGCCAUCACGGUCAAGGACCCCAAGAGCCACUUCUACGCCGCCAUCUGGGGCCACGACUUCUGGAUUUACCAGAACAAAGACGGCUUCCAACUGGGCGUGGCCUGCUACAGCAUCCCCCUCAACCUGGCCACCGUCCGGACCGCCGGCAAACACUCCUUCACCCUCGCCACGCCGUUCCGGACCUUCAGCCUGUCCGUGGAUUCGUCCAAGGAUCUGUCCGCCUGGCUGGCGGGAUUGUCCUCGUCCAUCAGCAGCGCUCUGUCCUGCAACCAGGUGGCCACGCGUCUGUGGAAGAACCCGUCCAACCGACAGUGCGCCGACUGCGGCGCCGCCGACCCCGAGUGGGCGGCGGUCAACCUCCUGCUCGUCAUCUGUCACAGCUGCGCCGGGCAGCACCGGGCUCUGGGCAGCGCCGUGUCCAAGGUCCGCAGUCUCAAGAUGGACAACAAGGUGUGGACCGAGCCGCUGGUCCAGCUGUUCGUUGCCCACGGUAACCGUCUGGCCAACCGGGUGUGGGCCCCCCUGAUACCCGCCGCGGAGAAGAUCGGUCCGGAGGCCUCCGAUGAGAGCAGGUCAAAGUUCAUUCAGGAUAAAUACGGCAAGGGGCGCUACCGACGAGUACACGCCCUCGCGUCCUCUGCCGAGGCGAUGCAGCAGAGGCUGCGAGAAGUCGUUUGUGGCGGCGACGUGGAAGAAACCUUCUCGCUCAUCUGCUCGGGGUCAAAGGUGUGUCAAACGGACCCCCUGAGCCCCUCCGCCAUCCAGCUGGCUGAGAGAGCAGGGCAAGCUCUGCAGGCCGAGCUACUCAGACUCAACGAGUACACAGAGGUUCCGCCCUACUUGCCCAAAUCGGGACAUAGGAGAGCGGAGUCCAGCUGCUCAGGAGACGAAGACGAGGAGCUUCACGGCAAACUGGAAGAAGAUCGCUUCCUCUUCUCGGUGGAAAACGACUCGGCGGCUUGCGACGUGCUCGACUUGCGGGAGGUUUUGUCGCUUUUCCGAAAAGACGGGGCGACUUUUCAGUUUGAGUUGAUCACGUUAGACAACCGCUUCGUUUGCGUGGCCGACAGUGAGGACGAACUGCUCAUUCACCUGGUGCACAUCCUCAAGGUGAUCCUCCCGGCCGGCGUGUCGUACGCCGAGGUGUGCGGAGCGGUGGGGGUGAGCAAAGUGCGCGUGCUGGAAGACGGCGGCGCCUCGGACAACUCGGAGGCCUGGCUGCUGCUGUGGGACGGCGGCGUCAGCGUCCAUCGCGUUCGCCGAGACGCCAAGCACACCUUGAAGAUGGAGCUGAGCGCGCUCAGUCACCACGAAAUGGACCCGUCGGAAGACCUCGUCACCGUGGUCCUCGGGCACAGGCGCGUGUCGCUGCACUUUGACGAGCACGAGAGCUGCGGCAGAUGGUACCGCCUCCUGCAGGGCGCUUUGGGCGCUGCGGACGCCGGGGAAUCUCCCGUCCGCUCCGACCCGACCCCGUACCCGUAUCCGCCGAGCGACCUCAAGGAGACGGACUCGGUGCCGCUCGCCGUCCAGCGAUGCAUCCAACACGUCAAGAGCUACGGUCUGAAGGUGGAGGGCGUUUACCGGCGCUGCGGCCUGGCCUCCAAAGUGUCCCAGCUGGUGGAGGCCCUGCUGAGAUCGCCGUCUUCCGCCCCGCUGGAGUCGGACGAACAGGGCGCGCUGGACGCCGCCGCCGCCCUCAAGCGGUACAUCCGGCAACAGGAAGGGCAACUCUUUCCCGAGAGCGACCGCAAGGACUGGAUGCGCGCCGCCGCCAUUUCAGAUGAGCGCGCCAGGUUCUCCGCCUACCGACGCCUGCUCCGGCAGCUGCCCUCCGCCAAGCGAGUCACGCUCAAUGCCUUGUUUGGACACUUCCACAUGGUCCAGACGUUCUCUCAGGUCAACAAGAUGUCGGCACACAACCUGGCGCUGGUUCUGGUUCCGUCACUCUUCCACAGUCUGAACGGCGACCUGCUCAAGCUCACCCGCGAGUUGGUCCUGUACCACCCGCGGCUCUUCCUGACGCACGAGGAGUUGGAGGAGGAGGAGGAGGAGGAGGAGGAGAUCACCGUCCUCUGAACAACUGGAA
Molecule: messenger RNA, 3485 nt
Organism: Hippocampus comes (tiger tail seahorse)
Lineage: Eukaryota; Metazoa; Chordata; Actinopteri; Syngnathiformes; Syngnathidae
Product: arf-GAP with Rho-GAP domain, ANK repeat and PH domain-containing protein 1
Exons: 26
Coding region: 245-3475 (1076 amino acids)
Biological process (GO): positive regulation of GTPase activity; signal transduction; regulation of cell shape
Cellular component (GO): cytoplasm
Molecular function (GO): phosphatidylinositol-3,4,5-trisphosphate binding; GTPase activator activity
Source: RefSeq, a predicted model, not a curated record